UGCCUAAAAAAACAAAUAAAUCUUCAAUUUGUUAGUACAUCUUUGAACGAAAAAAUAUAGUUCAUAGCCAAACUCCUCUACCAAACUUAAACAAUUUGUUAACAGUUCAUAGCCAAACUCCUCUCCAUUAUUAGGCAUCCAUCGUCCUUCUUAUACGACCGAACUUAAACAAUUUGUUAACAGUUCAUAGCCAAACUCCUCUACCAAAAAAAUAUAUAGUUGCUGUAGCCAAACAAAAAAACGCGUUUCACGAAAAUAUAAAACGAACGCAUUUCACGAACAACGCAAAGGAACAUUGAACUCCAUUAACGAACGAAAAAAUGACGAAUCCAAGCAAAACAGUAUUACUCACCUCAAACGGCGACGAUAUUUCAUACGGCAUUGCAUUCCAUUUAGCUAAACAAGGAUGCAGGUUGGUUUUGAUGGGAGAUGCAACUAACUUAAAGAGUGUUGCAAGAAAAAUAACGGAUUCUGUUACUGAUUCUGUUUUUGUGGAAGUGGUUGAAUUGGAUAUGGAGAAUGAAAAUGAAUCUGUUUUUCAUCAUGCGGUUGAUAAAGCGUGUAAGAUUUUGGGGAAAUUGGAUGCUUUUGUUAAUUGUUAUUCUUAUGAAGGAAAGAUGCAAGAUCAUCUCGAGUUAUCUGAGAGUGAGUACAAAAAGAUAGCUAAGAUAAAUUUUAUGGCUCCAUGGUUUUUGUUAAAGGCUGUUGGCCAAAGGAUGCGGAAAUUCAACACGGGAGGGUCCAUUGUCUUUAUGACGUCGAUAAUGGGUUCUGAAAGAGGGCUUUAUCCAGGAGCUGCUGCAUAUGCCUCAGCCUUGGCUGGAGUUCAGCAGUUAGUUCGAGCAUCAGCUAUGGAGAUAGGAAAGUACAAGAUCAGAGUUAAUGCUAUUGCAAGAGGCCUUCACCUGGAAGAUGAAUUUCCGUUAUCAGUGGGAAGGGAAAGGGCAGAGAAAUUGGUGAAGGAGGCAGCACCACUUGAAAGAUGGCUUGAUGUUAAGAAUGAUCUUGCUUCUACAGUCAUUUAUCUAAUCAGUGAUGGAUCAUGUUACAUGACAGGAACAACUAUAUAUGUUGACGGAGCACAGUCUAUAACUAGGCCCAGGAUGCGUUCCUUUAUGUGAUUGUUUCCUCACAGCUGCCACUGUAAGGAACUUUUCAAGGGAUGUUUGUUCAUGCAUCUGAGUUAUUCUUGCACGCACAACACCGUUUAUCACACUGUUAAAAUUUGGGUUUGGUAGCAAUGUUUUGCUAUGCGGAUAGAUACGACACUAUAUAAUUGUAUGUAAUCCGAUGCUAUAAUGAAUGAACCUUAAUUAUAGAACCCUGAAUGAGGGGCACAAAGGGUCCAUAGUGUGGAGAGUUUAAGAUAUGUAGAGAAGGACAUAAUGAGCAGAGAGCAUUGGUUCUCUGAAAGAGAUCAACUCUGGACAAAUGAAUUUUUAUUCUAUUGUAUUUUCCUUUGAUUUUCAGAAAUAGUACACUAUUUGUUUCCUA
Molecule: messenger RNA, 1494 nt
Organism: Trifolium pratense (red clover)
Lineage: Eukaryota; Viridiplantae; Streptophyta; Magnoliopsida; Fabales; Fabaceae
Product: 3-oxoacyl-[acyl-carrier-protein] reductase FabG
Exons: 4
Coding region: 321-1121 (266 amino acids)
Source: RefSeq, a predicted model, not a curated record